AUGAAUUCUGGUUUUGUCAUGGGUGAUAUGCCUUUCAGGUACCUUGGUAUCCCUCUCAAUGCUAAAUACUUGAAAGUGAAUGAUUAUGAUAGUCUGAUUGAUAAAAUGCUGAUGAGACUACAAUGCUGGAGUAGCAGAAACCUGUCCUAUACUGCUAGAGUCACCCUUGUUAAUUCUGUUCUUAUGAGCUUACAUACUUAUUGGGCUCAGUGUGUUCUUUUACCUAAGAAAGUGCUUUGCAGACCUAAGAGGUGUGGUGGUUUAGGUAUUAGGAAUUGUAGAAACUGGAACAGAGCUACUCUAGGAAACUAUGUUAGGAAAAUUGCAAAAAAAUCUGAUUCUUUAUGGGUUAGAUGGGUUCAUUCUGUAUAUAUCAAGGAGGAUGAUUGGUGGGAUUAUAAACCAAAAAAAGAUGUUGGUUGGGCCUGGAAGUUGUUAUGUAAGGUCAAAGAUGAGCUUAGAGAGGGGUUUGAAACUGAGGAUUGGUUAAAUAAAAAGUACAGAAUCAAAGAUGGCUACAAAUGGCUUCAGGGUAACAUGGAUAAAGCAAACUGGUAUGACUGGGUUUGGAAUCCCUUUAACAUUCCUAAUCAUACUUUUAUUUACUGGCUUUUAGCUCUGGAUAGGCUCAGAACUAGAGACAGGCUAGCUCAGUUUGGGGUCUGUAACUCUAUUGACUGUCUUUUGUGUGGUGAGGAUGUUGAAACUAGCAAUCAUCUUUUCUUUGGUUGUAGUUAUAGUACAAUGGUCAUUGAUGAUGUUGCUCACUGGCUUGGUUUCCUAGUUCCAUUUUGCAGUCUCUUAAUAGGUAUAAGAACUGGAAAAUGA
Chenopodium quinoa (quinoa) is the source of this 828-nucleotide messenger RNA. RefSeq lists its product as uncharacterized. The transcript is spliced from 2 exons. The record is from RefSeq and is a predicted model, not a curated record. The coding region runs from base 1 to 828 and encodes 275 amino acids. NCBI's taxonomy places the organism in Eukaryota, Viridiplantae, Streptophyta, Magnoliopsida, Caryophyllales, Amaranthaceae.